AUGAGUUCAUCGCCUAAUGAAAAGCUCUUAAACGGCCUGCCAGAUUCGUUGUUUGAUGAUUUUGAUAUCGAUGCCAUUUCAUCAUAUCCUGAUUUGGAAACCGAUAUUGACCUUGAUACCUUGAUUCUUAAUUACGAAAGUCAAUUCCCGGACAAUGAAUCAAAAGAUUCAAAUAGCGUGAAAAAGAACAGCACUCUUGCCAGCCUUUUGAUGACUAAUCCUCUUACUGAAUAUGUUCCACCCGCUCCUCAUGUACCAUUGGGCAGCAGUAGUGUGAUUGAACCUAGCUGUCGUAAGCCUCAAUCUGUUAGCAUCCUGGCGAACGAAUCUCACCCGCAGUUAAAAAGCGCCUUGAUUCAAGAAAAAAUAAUUCAACCGGUUUCUCAGGCUGUGUCACGUGACUUAUUUGACAGCCCUUAUUUCACUGAUGGCCGCUACGGACAAGAUUCCUUGGAUGGAAUGCCGAAGAGCGGUACAAAUUCACUGGACUCUCAUGAAUGCAGAUCCGUCAACGCAAAGCUUCAAAUGGCGAAUUCAUGUCCACAGAGUAAUCAACUUGAUGACAAUAAAGGUAUCCGGCGUUCUCCACAUAAUGCCAUUGAAAAACGCUACCGUCAAAGCAUUAAUGGAAAAAUUAAUGAGUUGCGGGAUAUUCUAAAUGCAAGUUCAGGGGACGAUGCAAAGACAAAUAAGUCAGCGGUUCUUCGUCGAGCUAUUGACCGCAUUCGAUACCUUGAAAAAGAAAAUGAGUGCCUUCGAAUGGAACUCAACAUGUACAAAAGUGGAUAUGCUCUUGUUGAUGAUAAUUAUGACGGUGGUCGCUCUAACCCGAAGGGGAAUAAGAGUCGCUUGGUGUGUCUCAAAAGCGAUUCCGUGACGCCACCACACAUGACAGAAGCUAUUCAGCAGCUUCAACCCCCGUCAAGAAUACCUUUACAAAUGCAACAACACCAGAAUUCAUGGAGUCAUCUCAUGAGCCACCUCCCCACCGGUUCCUCCUCCGAGGGCAGCUCUCCUCCCUCUAUCAAAGGGGUUCCGUCAACGAUUUCUGUCUCGUCCUUCUCUCCGUGUGACGACAUCUCAGAUACUUCCUCACCUGAGUACCCCUAUUUUUUGGGCAUUGGCAGUAAACGUCACGCGGAUAACCAACUUUUUCACCAAACGGGCCCAUCGAGUGUCAAGAUGGGAGCCUACUAUGCACCUAAUGAAUUAAAUGCAAGAGAUGAUUUUCCCAUCCUUCCCCCCCAUCCGACGACAACAUCCGGCACGGCAGAGACCUCAAUGGCACAACGCUGCACGGAUCCUCCCAUCACCGCCGUCAACACCACCACAAUUUACACAACUGAGCCCUAUGAAUAUCCACAAACACCACAGGCUUUCGGUAACGAGAGUAAAUUCACUCGUGUCAGUCUCUUCUUGGGCUCGUUCUGUCUCUUUAUGUUCAACCCUUUCAUAAUUAUGACCGGUGACGCGAAUCAGGGAGGAGCCAAUUCCGCUGGAAUGCCAGUGCGUCGUCUGAUCUCGGCUCUAUCCCUAAGCGUGCACCACUACGAUGAUGGGGGUGGAAGCUCCAUGUUGGGUCCUCUAUUGCUCUCAAUUAUGUAUGCUGCUCAGUGGAUUGUGGCUAUUCUCCUUUUCUUGCUCGCCAAACCUCACGAUCUUCGUUCCUUCUUCCCAUCCAUUCUUGGAGGAUCUAUUGGUUACAGAAAGCGUGGAUUGAUUGACAAACUUCCAGGAAGAAAUCUUGCCCUGAGACACUGGAGGCAGUCUGAAGAGGACAUGAGAAAUGGGGCAUGGCACAGUGCUGGGAGCCAACUGAAGGCGUCUUUGACUGCACUCGGAGAAUCUCCUUGUUUUAGUAACGGCGUCGUGUCUGCUUUCUGCGCUCGUGUGAAGGCCUAUGCCGAGGGCAUCCGACUUGUGUUGCAUCGCCUGCCUCAGUUGCUCUGGCUAGUGUCUCGCAAAUGUCACAUCUCGUGUAAAUCUCAGGCGCACCGAAAUGAGCUGCCUACUGUGUCUCAACUAAGGCGACGACUGCUUGACCUUAGGUAUCUUGACUUUGUCCACCUUUCUGACAACAAUCCAAUGCCACAAGGCCGUCCGACCGUUGCCGAUAUGCCGACAUACGAGUGUCUCCAUGUGUUGCGUUUGAUGUUCGCUUGUCUAGAGGACUUUGUUGUUGAUUGGCGUGCGUCAGUGCAGGGCGAUGGCUCGGUCGAUUUGGCAGAACUAACCCGUCUGGGCAUGGUCCUCGCGCUGUCGGUGAAACGUUUCUUCGGUGUGAAUUGGCUUGGUAACCUUCUUCUUCGGGCGACUCGGCACCUGGCAGAGGAGUUAAAUGAUGACUGCGUUCUGUGGCUCGGUCCGUCGACUGGACCAGUCAUGCGCUUGUUAUUAUCCAGCACUCCACUUGAUUUCUCGCACCUGAGAAUCCACCCAGGGGAGGAAUUCGGUAUCUUCACUUCUCCUCUUAACGCCCAUGCAUUAAAAUUAGCCUCCAAUUCCCUUGUUGCGGACGAGGUCAACAGCGAGAUUUGCGAGGCAGUCGUCGCGAAGGCUCUCGAGGUAUGA
Molecule: messenger RNA, 2571 nt
Organism: Mesocestoides corti
Lineage: Eukaryota; Metazoa; Platyhelminthes; Cestoda; Cyclophyllidea; Mesocestoididae
Source: the annotation of a GenBank genome assembly